AUGACUGAAGUCUCGAACACCCGACUUUAUCUCGGGAACCUUCCCCGCAAUGUAACCAAGCAGGAUAUUGAGGAACAUUUCAGCACCCAUGGCUCUGGGAAAAUCACAGAGAUCAAACUGAUGAAUGGCUUCGGAUUCAUCGAGUACGAAGACGCGAUGGAUGCUCGAGAUGUCGUUCCCGAUGGCAGCGAUUUCAAGGGCGAGCGACUCACUGUGCAGUUUGCCCGUGGGCCGCGCCGCAAGGAGAACUUCCCAGGCCCGAUGGACCGUCCCAACAUGCCUCGCCCCCGUCGCACGAUCUUCCGCAUGUUGCUUUCUGGACUCCCGGAAACAAGUUGGCAGGAUUUGAAAGACUUCGCCCGUCAGUCUGGCCUCGAUGUGGUGUACUCCGAAACUGGUCGUGAACCUGGCAGAGGAUUUGUUGAGUUUGAGACCGCCAACGACUUGAAGACUGCGGUCGAGAAGCUCGACCAGCGCGAAUUUAAAGGAUCCCGCGUGACGUGUAUCGCCGAUAUCCAGAGCUUCCCUCCGGAAGACCGUUCUUUCCGGGAUCCCUACCGGUCCCGAUCCCCUCGCCGGAGCUUUCCCCCCAUGGAGGAAUACGACCGCAGAUUCCCGGCACCCCGUGGCUACAGCCCGCGGGCUCAUUACCGGGAAAGGUCCCCAAUCCCCAUGCGUCGGGAGUACUAUGAGCGGGAUGGGUACGGACGCCGGACGCCUCCUCGCCCUCGUAUGGAAGACUAUCCUCCUCCGCGUCGACCCUAUGAGGAUCCGUAUGGCCCGCCACCUCCGCCCCGGCACUAUGAGGACCCCUACAUGCAAGCCAGAGCCUACCCGCGGCCCCGGAGUCCUCCACGGGGCGAGUACAUGCCCUACGAGCGCCGUGGUUACUGGUAG
Molecule: messenger RNA, 897 nt
Organism: Aspergillus saccharolyticus JOP 1030-1
Lineage: Eukaryota; Fungi; Ascomycota; Eurotiomycetes; Eurotiales; Aspergillaceae
Product: putative pre-RNA splicing factor Srp2
Exons: 6
Coding region: 1-897 (298 amino acids)
Cellular component (GO): nucleus; ribonucleoprotein complex; cytoplasm
Molecular function (GO): mRNA binding
Source: RefSeq, a predicted model, not a curated record